Molecule: messenger RNA, 1297 nt
Organism: Nicotiana tabacum (common tobacco)
Lineage: Eukaryota; Viridiplantae; Streptophyta; Magnoliopsida; Solanales; Solanaceae
Product: bidirectional sugar transporter SWEET2-like
Biological process (GO): carbohydrate transport
Cellular component (GO): membrane
Molecular function (GO): sugar transmembrane transporter activity
Source: RefSeq, a predicted model, not a curated record
UAAAGUACAGCGUUACAGAAGAAAACAAGUCGUUGGCCUUUUCUUCUUGGAGUUUAAAGAUUAAAGUGUUUGGGGUGUCAAAAUUUGAUGGUUCCUUUGGCUUCGUCUCAAACUCUGGAAAUUUGUAAAGAUGCAGCUGGAAUCGCCGGGAACAUCUUUGCUUUUGGGUUGUUCCUGUCUCCAAUACCUACAUUCAGGAGAAUAAUGAGAAAUCAAUCAACCGAACAGUUCUCGGGGUUGCCAUACAUAUAUGGGCUCUUGAACUGCUUGAUCUGUGCUUGGUACGGCACACCUCUUGUAUCUCCUGACAAUUUGUUGGUAACAACAGUCAAUUCAGUUGGUGCUGUUUUUCAACUUGCCUACAUUGUACUUUUUGUAAUGCAUACAGAGAAAGAGAAAAAGUUCAGGAUGCUGGGAUGCAUACUCACAGUCUUUGGCCUAUUUGCAAUUAUUGUAAUUGGAAGCUUGCUUAUACUUGACCUUCAACUCCGGCGCAUCAUUAUUGGCUCCCUGAGUUGUGCUUCCCUCAUAUCAAUGUUUGCCUCCCCACUGUUUAUUAUUAAUCUGGUGAUCAGGACCAGGAGCGUCGAAUUCAUGCCAUUUUACCUGUCCCUCUCCACCUUCCUAAUGAGUGCCUCUUUCUUUUUGUAUGGAACUUUCAGUUUUGAUCUGUUUAUAUAUGUGCCAAAUGGCAUUGGAACACUUUUAGGAGUCGUACAAUUGCUUUUAUAUGCAUAUUACAAAAAUUCUUCAACGGGAGACUCUACUGAACACUUAGUAGUGUCUUAUUCAUGAUUCGUGAACUACAUAUUAAAAAGAAAGUGGUGUCUUAUCCGUUCACCUACGCAGAAAGGUGAGAAUAAGUGCUCGCCGGAUUGUAUGGAGAAUGGUGGGAAGCCAAGCGCAAGCUGACUGCAGUUUCCUAGUCAUUGGACGCCUUCGACUACACCUGGUUCCUGAAUAGUAUCUGUUUUCUGCAUAUAUUCUGCUAAAUUGAAACAGGAGAACUUUGUGUGGAUCCACAAUGCACGUUUUCUUUAUCUUGUUCCUGUUUUCCUUUUCAAACUCAUUCUUCUGAUAUGGAUGGAAUGAAGAUGUAGAAUUACUUCAAAACAAAGUAAUUGUUGGUAGCGCAUAUAAUUGCGAUUGAAUUUGUACAUUCUUUGUUCUACACUAGACAUAGUGCUAACGAAGCUGGUAUAUUAUCUAUUUUACUAACUCUCAUUAAUAAUAGACUAGACUCGGUGUAUUACUCAGUUCUAAAGAAGCUGUUGAAUGAAAAUCCCGAGAUUGCUAA